Molecule: messenger RNA, 552 nt
Organism: Arabis nemorensis
Lineage: Eukaryota; Viridiplantae; Streptophyta; Magnoliopsida; Brassicales; Brassicaceae
Source: the annotation of a GenBank genome assembly
AUGCCUGGCGAUACGGCGGUUAAGGCCAUGGAGACGACGGAGCCGGUAGGAAAUAAUCAGAAUUCCGGUAAGAGUAAUUCGAAGGACGCCGAGUCAACAGAUAUCGAGUUCAAGAUUCUCGCGGCUAUGCGAUCCCGCGUAACUGACCUCAGAGACAAAGCAGAUUCUUUCACCUUCGUGAGUGUGCGGAGGCUGCUGGAGGAAGAUAUGGGAUUGGAUAAAUAUGCUUUGGAUGUGCAUAAGGGCUUUGUCAAGGAGCAUCUGGUCAAGUGCUUAGUAGAUGCUGGGAAUGACGGCGAUUCAGAAAACUCUCAAGAAACUGAGACUAAAAAUAUGAAGGAUGAGGGGAAUAAAGAAGCCCUAAUGAAUGAUAUAAGGAAAGCCCUGCGAAAAAGAGCUUCUUACAUUAAGGCUAAUUCAGAGAAAAUUACAAUGGCUUUACUUCGUCGACUUUUGGAGCAAGAUCUUAAGUUAGAGAAGCAUUCUCUUGAUUCCUAUCUCUUGAAGAAGUUCAUUAACAAAGAAUUAGAUGAAGUGAGUACUUUAAAUUGA